Messenger RNA from Lotus japonicus, 712 nucleotides. RefSeq lists its product as uncharacterized. Gene Ontology annotation, cellular component: U4/U6 x U5 tri-snRNP complex; box C/D methylation guide snoRNP complex; precatalytic spliceosome. Lineage: Eukaryota; Viridiplantae; Streptophyta; Magnoliopsida; Fabales; Fabaceae. Gene Ontology annotation, molecular function: RNA binding. The record is from RefSeq and is a predicted model, not a curated record. The coding region runs from base 106 to 492 and encodes 128 amino acids. Gene Ontology annotation, biological process: ribosome biogenesis; mRNA splicing, via spliceosome; maturation of SSU-rRNA. The transcript has 5 exons.
UAUUAAUAGUGGAGCGCCUCUUAAACCCUACGGCCUUAUUCAUUCUUUCUUCGAAACCCUAGCAAGCCUCUUCUUCUUCUCUUCGUUGGGCAAAAUCGUCUAACAAUGACAGGAGAGACAGUCAACCCUAAAGCUUACCCUUUGGCUGAUGCGCAGCUCACAAUAACGAUUAUGGAUCUCGUUCAACAAGCUUCCAACUACAAACAGCUCAAAAAAGGUGCUAAUGAAGCAACCAAGACAUUGAAUAGAGGCAUUUCUGAGUUCGUUGUGAUGGCAGCAGACACUGAGCCCCUUGAGAUUCUUCUCCAUCUUCCUCUACUUGCUGAGGAUAAGAAUGUUCCGUAUGUAUUCGUCCCAUCAAAACAAGCUCUUGGGCGAGCAUGUGGGGUCACCCGACCAGUGAUUGCAUGUUCUGUGACAACUAAUGAGGGUAGUCAAUUGAAAUCUCAAAUACAGCAACUAAAGGAUGCUAUUGAGAAGCUGUUAAUCUGAGAAAUUGAAUUCGGUAUGAUGGGCUUCUUGAAUUAUUGCUGAGUGCUUCUUCAGAGGCUUUGACUGGACCAGAAGUUAUGUUAAACAGGGAAACUGCUUUAUAUGUAAACCUAUUUUAACAUUUAGCUUUAUUGCUAAAGAUUGCUAAUUUUUAAGUAUAAUGCUGGUGAUGUUUAAAACUGGUAAUUUUAAUUGUUCAAUGUUUUUAUGUGGUGCUAAA